ACUUAGACGCACAUAUCCGGUUCAGAAAGCCGCCGAGAGGUCCUGAGGGAAGCUGCUCUCGCAUACCAGCCUGUUUAGCUAUUGCUAGCCAACAUGUCGGGAAGAGAAGGAGGCAAAAAGAAACCCCUUAAGGCUCCCAAGAAACAGACAAAGGACAUGGAUGAGGAUGAAGUGGCCUUCAAACAGAAGCAGAAGGAGGACCAGAAAGCUUUGGAGGCAAUGAAAGCCAAAGCAGCAGGAAAAGGACCUUUAAGUGGUGGUGGAAUCAAAAAGUCUGGGAAGAAGUGAAUUAGAAGUGUAAGCUACCAAACAAGCCGCUGUUCAAUGCUCAUCUGGGUCCACAGAUACAAAUGUACAUGCAAUAGCAUUUUUAAUUACUUUGCCUCCCUCUUGUAAGUUGAAAUAACUGAAAUAAAGUUUUGUAACUUA
Colossoma macropomum (tambaqui) is the source of this 429-nucleotide messenger RNA. RefSeq names its product translation machinery associated 7 homolog (gene tma7). The transcript has 4 exons. Lineage: Eukaryota; Metazoa; Chordata; Actinopteri; Characiformes; Serrasalmidae. The record is from RefSeq and is a predicted model, not a curated record. Bases 94 to 288 code for a protein of 64 amino acids.